AGCGGAAGUGUCUUUGUUUACAUCGUUAGCAUCUCUGUUGUGCGUAAGCUAGCAGUUAGCAGUUAACGGGCAGCAGGCGGAUGUUCUCCCGGUCAGUCGUUAAUAUAACUUGUGUUUCCACUCGGUUCUCCAGACAGUUGACGUUAAACCGUUUACCGGAGCUCAGACGUCCGGUCGCCCUCCUCCUCCCCCGGGGCUCCACCGUCUCCACCCGGGGCUCCACCGUCUCCACCCGGGGCUCCACCGUCUCCGCCCGGGGCUCCACCGUCUCCACCCGGGGCUCCACCGUCUCCACCCGGGGCUCCACCGUCUCCACCCGGGGCUCCACCGUCUCCGCCCGGGGCUCCACCGUCUCCACCCGAGGCUCCACCGUCUCCACCCGGGGCUCCACCGGGACAGGACGGUUCAACAAACAGAUGCCCAAGAAACAGAAAACAGUCAAAGGUCAGCAGGGCGGAGCAGCAGAGCCUGAACCUUCUGGUCCGGUGGUUCGAGACCGGAGUGGCGCCGUGACCAUCGUGGUUCACGCCAAGCCUGGCGCCAAACACAGCGACGUCACAGACGUGUCCUCAGAGGCCGUGGGCGUGUCCAUCGCAGCUCCGCCCACUGACGGAGAAGCCAACACAGAGCUGAUUCGCUUCCUGGCUCAAGUUCUGGACCUGAAGAAGAGUCGGGUCUCUCUGGACAAGGGCUCCAGGUCCAGAGACAAACUGGUCCGACUGGACUCGUCCCUCAGUCCAGAGGAGGUUCUGACGAGGCUCCGACAGGCGGCAGGAUGACGAGGUCACAUCAUCAGCAAAUCGCCAUGGAAACCAACCAACCAACUGUGUUGCUAGGCAGUUUCUUUUUAAAAUUCCUGUCAUAUGAUUAAAUGAAGUGUUCAGAUUGUGAUCUGUGUGAUUAAAUAUGAAAUAUUUCUCUUCUUCUGCA
This is a messenger RNA of Scophthalmus maximus (turbot), 930 nucleotides long. It is a transcript of the gene c7h15orf40, whose product is annotated as chromosome 7 C15orf40 homolog. Gene Ontology annotation, cellular component: cytoplasm. NCBI's taxonomy places the organism in Eukaryota, Metazoa, Chordata, Actinopteri, Pleuronectiformes, Scophthalmidae. The record is from RefSeq and is a predicted model, not a curated record. The transcript is spliced from 4 exons. Bases 81 to 779 code for a protein of 232 amino acids.